GGCUGGCGCGGCGCGGCGAGGGAACAUGGCUGCCCUGACGACCGUCGUGGUGGCGGCGGCGGCCACCGCGGUAGCCGGGGCUGUGGCGGGGGCGGGCGCGGCCACCGGGACAGGCGUGGGAGCGACGCCAGCGUCGCAACAGAAUGAUGGCUGUUUUAGUACUUCAGGUGGAAUUCGUUCUUUUCAGCUUCAAAAUUGGAAGCAGAAAGUCAGUCGAACUAAGAAAGCAGAAUUCAUACGCACAGCAGAAAAGCUGAAAAAUCAGUAAUAUUAACAUGAAAAAGAUAGCAACAGUCAUUUCUACAACCAAAAGGUGACUUCAGAAUUGGCAUAGUGUGCUGAAGAAUUGGAAAAUAAAUUGAUUAACAGCAGAAAAAGAAAAAGAGCAAAAAUCCAGCAACAAUUGGCCAAAAUACAUAACAAUGUAAAGAAACUUCAGCAUCAGUUAAAAGAUGUGAGGCCUACACCUGACUUUGUUGAGAAACUCAGAGAAAUGAUGGAAGAAAUUGAAAAUGCAAUUAACACUUUUAAAGAAGAGCAGAGGUUGAUAUACGAAGAGCUUAUUAAAGAAGAGAAAACAACUAACAAUGAGCUGAGUGCCAUAUCAAGAAAAAUUGACUCCUGGGCUUUGGGUAAUUCAGAAACAGAGAAAGCUUUCAGAGCAAUCUCAAGCAAAGUUCCUGUAGACAAAGCAGCACUAAGUACCCUUCCAGAAGAAAUACUAGAUUUUGAAAAAUUCCUUCAGCAAACAGGAGGGCGACAAGGGGGCUGGGAUGAUUAUGAUCACCAGAACUUUGUCAAGGUGAGAAACAAACAUAAAGGGAAGCCAGCAUUUAUGGAAGAAGUUCUAGAACACCUUCCUGGGAGAACACAGGAUGAAAUUCAACAGCAUGAGAAAUGGUAUCAAAAAUUUCUGGCUCUGGAAGAAAGAAAAAAAGAGUCAAUUCAGAAUUGGAAAACUAAAAAGCAGCAAAAAAAGGAAAUCUUCAAGUUAAAGGAAAAGGCAGACAACAUACCCAUGACUUUUCAUAAUAAACAAGAAAAUAAUCAAAAGCAAAAAGAGGAACAAAGAAAGAAACAGAAAUUGGCAGUUGAAGCUUGGAAAAGACAGAAAAAUAUAGAAAUGUCAAUGAAAUAUGCUUCCCAGUUAAAAGAAGAGGAAGAGAAAGAGAAAAAACAGCAGAAAGAGCGCCAACGCCAGUUUAAACUGAAAUUAUUACUAGAAAGUUAUACCCAGCAGAAGAAAGAACAGGAAGAAUUUUUGAGGCUUGAAAAGGAGAUAAGGGAAAAGGCAGAAAAGGCAGAAAAAAGGAAAACUGCCGCUGAUGAAAUUUCCAAGUUUCAAGAAAGAGAUUUACAUAAACUUGAAUUGAAAAUUCUAGAUCGACAGGCAAAGGAAGAUGAAAAGGCAGAAAAACAAAGAAGACUGGCAAAAUUAAAAGAAAAGGUUGAAAACCAUGUUAGUAGAGACCCCUCUAGGCUUUACAAACCUACCAAAGUUUGGGAAGAACGAACCAAAAAAAUAGGACCAACGGGCUCUGGACCACUUCUACAUAUUCCACAUAGGGCUAUUCCAACCUGGAGACAAGGAAUAUAAAGAAGAAUAUGAGAUAAUGAAGUUGCUAUUCAGUUGAUGAAAAUGUUAGCAUAUUCAGUUAUACGAGGAUAAAGUGACUAACCAUGUUCUUUAAUUACCACUAGCCUACUCAGAUUGAUUAUUGUGCUGUGAUUGAAUUGAGAGGUAUUAAGUUUCAUGAGGGUUUGUCAUUAGUAUUUCCUAUUUCUACUACGAGGGCAUAUAAUAUAUGUAUGUUGGCCUGUUUUUGAUGUAAAAGUUAUUUAAAUAAGUUUAUGUUACAAACAUUCCAUUUAAAUACUCCAAACAUUUCAAAGAUUUUUGUUUUUGUCAUGGCAUAGCCAAAUAAAUUGGGACAAUCAUAGAAUGACAUUUUUUAAACCAAAAUUUUGUAACUUUUAUAACUUGGAGGUAAGUUAGCUUGAGUAACAAAAAAUGUAAAGUGGUUUUUUUUUUUUUAGAGUUGUGAAAAAUGUUAGUACUUUUUCUAAGUUUAACAAAUUGGUGGUUUGUCAGUUAUUUUUGUGUAAUAAAUAUUUUGUAUUUGUGAAGCAUGCUUUGUUUUAUAUAGAGAGUAUUUUUAAAAGAUACCUGUCAUCUCAUAUACUCUAUUAAUUGUAUUAUUGAUAUAAUCUUUUUAGUUUCAUUCAUAUAUUCCAAAUUUUCCUUCAGCCUUUCUGGACUUCACACAUUUAUAAAAUCUUUGUGUCUUUCAAAUC
Molecule: messenger RNA, 2295 nt
Organism: Microcebus murinus (gray mouse lemur)
Lineage: Eukaryota; Metazoa; Chordata; Mammalia; Primates; Cheirogaleidae
Source: RefSeq, a predicted model, not a curated record